Messenger RNA from Phialemonium atrogriseum, 2826 nucleotides. RefSeq names its product arrestin. Gene Ontology annotation, molecular function: protein-macromolecule adaptor activity; ubiquitin protein ligase binding. The coding region runs from base 316 to 2730 and encodes 804 amino acids. Lineage: Eukaryota; Fungi; Ascomycota; Sordariomycetes; Cephalothecales; Cephalothecaceae. Gene Ontology annotation, biological process: ubiquitin-dependent endocytosis. The record is from RefSeq and is a predicted model, not a curated record. Gene Ontology annotation, cellular component: plasma membrane; cytosol; cytoplasm. The transcript is spliced from 2 exons.
GCCAUCCUCUUGCUUGUUCGGUCUUGGCAUAUGCAACUGCAUCAGCUGUAAGAUCAUCCCGUUGCUUCUUUCUCUGCAUCUAGAUUCUUUGCGGGGAUCUUUUUUUUUUUGUACACAUUCGUACGGCGGAUUGCGUCUAAAUCGCGGUGCCCAACCUGCCCACCUGGCUUUUUGUUCGGGUGCGGCGGCUGGCAAUUGGCCUCAAACCCAGCCAGCCCGCGAUCAUUUCAUCCACGUCAGCUGUCUCUGCCUCGCCCGAGUCCUCCUUAUUGCACCACAUUGUCGACAAUCCCACGCGCAACACCAGCAGCAUAGAUGGGCCCAUACUCGGGCGACAGUACUCCCGCCGCCUCCCCAUCGCUGGAAGAGACCCCCUCGAGUCGCUCUUUUUUCUCGCGCUUUGCCCUCCCCAUUCGGCAGCGGACGCGCAAUCUCGCCGACUUCCACAUCCGCCCCGCCGAUCCGCACCGCAAGUACUCGGCCGGCGACCAUGUCUGCGGUGCUGUCAUCUUGACGAUACUUAAGCCUGUGCGAAUCACCCAUUUGACUGUCUCCCUCCAUGGCUACGUCCGCGUCUACAAAGGCCCAAAUGGUGCCGCCAACGAGCCGGCUGUCGUCCCCGCCGAGAUUCCCGCCCAGGGCCGCUCGAGCCUCAAAUAUUACGGCAACGGAUUCGCCUCGCUAUUCCAGGAUGAGCAGGUCCUCAGCGCCGACGGACGUCUCGAGACUGGCAAAUACGAGUUCAACUUCGAUCUCCUGUUCCCCGACAAGGGCCUACCAAGUAGCAUAGAUUUCGAACGUGGGACUAUAUCCUACAUGAUCACCGCGACCCUGACCCGCCCGACGCCGAUAUCGCCGACUACGAGCUGUGAACGCAAGAUAUAUCUCGUUGAGAAGCUGGAUGUCGGGCCGCUUACUCCACCCCGCGCCCGUACCAUCUAUUUAGAACCAUUGCCAAAGAAGUCCAAGAGGAAGAGGCCGGUGGGGGCUGAUAAGGGUCCCGCCGUUGCGUCAGACACGACGGAACCAGCUUCUGACCUGGACUCAACACGGGCGAAUGAGAACUCGACCGAAGGUUCGCUAUCUGUGGUCGGCGACGACCUUGGCCUGGAUCCUGCAAUCCACCCCAGGAGCCCAGUGCCUAGCGACGUGCGGAGCGAGGUCAGCGGGGAUAGCGGCAUCAGCGGCAGUACCGGCCUCAGUAGGGGCGCGGGUGGCGACCACAGUCACGCACGCGAAUCUGGCAGCCAUCAAGCGGGAGCCAACCGGCUAUCUACAACCGAGGACAGGACAAUCACGGCGACCAUCGAACUGCUGAAGGGAGGCUGCCUACCUGGCGACAUGAUACCGGUAAAAAUAUCCGUACAACACAUCAAACGGAUCAAGAGCAUGCACGGCGUUAUUGUGACGUUAUAUAGGCAAGGGCGGAUAGACUCCUCCCCGCCGCUACCGCCCUUCAAGAAACUGUCAAAAGGGCGGGAAAAGGAGGAAUACUACCCAAAGUCGAGAACCGGCCUCGGCGGCCUCUCUCUGUCCUCGGCGGGCCCCUGCAGUGUGUUCCGCAAGGACCUAUCUCAGGCUUUUAGCCCCCUGAUUAUCGAUCCCGUGUCCCUGACCGCGAGCGUUACGACAUCGGUCAGGGUACCAGAGGAUGUCUUCCCGACAAUUAAAGGGGUUCCUGGCGAGAUGAUCACUUUCAAAUAUCAGUUAGAGGUCAUUGUCGACCUUGGGGGGAAGCUGGCCAGCCAAAUCCAGUCCGGCCAGUCUUCGGCCCCUAGAGUAGGGACUCUGGGCGCUCCUGCCGCGAUACCAUUGACAUCAAACCCGUACGAAGGCGGUGCAGCGUCGUUGGCCUCCUGGGGUGGCAGCCUCAUCGAUACAGAUCGACUGAGGCGUGAGAAAGGUGUCAUCUCGGUUGCUUUCGAGGUCGUUGUCGGGACGGUGGACAGCAUGCGGCAACGAGGGAGGGGGUUGUCGCGGCCUCCGGCGUCGACCUACACGCAGCAGGUAGCCGAAUCCAGCAUCUUCGAGGGACCCGCCGAGGAGAAGGGCGGGUGGCAAAACGGUUUGGAAGAUGAUGGGCAUGGACAUGGGUAUGGACAUGGUCCACAGGCCUACUCUUCAGAGUACGGGCCCAUCCCAGCGGAUGCGCCGGAACGAUAUUCAUACUUCAGCUCUCCGGAGCCUGCGGCGCCAGUCUAUAUACCGCCUCCCGAAGUUCCCGACGAUAGCGGGCUUACAGAAAAGGAUCGAAUAAGGCAAGCUGAGCAGAGGUUAUUGCCCAGCCAACCGACCGAGUCCCCCGUCGCCGGCCCUUCAACGUCGCCUUUUCUGGAAGGCGCAAACAUUUAUGACGCCGAAGACGAACCGGAAGCAGGCCCGUCACAACCCCCUCCGGCCCAAACAUCAGAAGGCCCAUCAGCCCCGACGCUCGAUGAACUGUCUUCGGGCACAGAGGCAGCAUCGACCGACGACAAGCAGGAACUUGAACGGCUUCGGUUGCUUGCAGAGGCGAGUGUCCCCCCCGAGUUCCCCGAGGACUGCGAGCCCGGACCUGUAGCGGGACCGAGUUCGCCCGCAGCUACCACCCCGUCUCCCGCGACCUUCGAGCCCUCGGCGCCGGUGCUGAGUGACGACGAAGGCUACGGCCCCGGGUAUGCCAUGGCGGAGCCAUCUUCUUCACACCUCCCGUCUCCCCCACCAGAACCCCUGCCGAGAUAUGAGCGAUAACGAAGUGUGGUGGUCCCCGACGAGAGGGAUAGUGAUGACUUUUGAUGAUAUUGUAUAAUGAAUGCUGUGAUAGAUACCACGAUGACGACUUUGGAU